Messenger RNA from Cervus elaphus (red deer), 968 nucleotides. RefSeq names its product serpin B6-like. The coding region runs from base 192 to 968 and encodes 258 amino acids. The record is from RefSeq and is a predicted model, not a curated record. Gene Ontology annotation, molecular function: serine-type endopeptidase inhibitor activity. Gene Ontology annotation, cellular component: cytoplasm. NCBI's taxonomy places the organism in Eukaryota, Metazoa, Chordata, Mammalia, Artiodactyla, Cervidae. The transcript has 6 exons. Gene Ontology annotation, biological process: negative regulation of endopeptidase activity.
GUUUACGUGUUAGAACCCGACAGGGGGGUCUGAGCCCCCCGAGGAAAACGAGUUUUGUGCGUGGACCUGUUUGCUCGUCGAAGCAGAGCGUCAGUGCUCACAACAUUUAAGAGCAGAUGAGAUGCGGUCGACCUGUGGCCUGAAUUUACGUGAUACUGGUUUUAAAAAUCCAUCCUUUCAGACUCGACACCAUGGAUGCGCUGUCAGAAGCAAACGGCACAUUUGCCUUGACCCUUCUGAAAAAGCUGGGUGAGGACAACUUGAAAAAUGUGCUUAUCGCACCCCUAAGCAUCUCCUCUGCCCUGACCAUGGUCCUCAUGGGGGCCAGGGGCAACACCGCAGCCCAGAUGUCCCAGGCCUUGUGCCUUUAUCUGGGUGUAGAUGUCCACAAGAGUUUCCAGAAACUUCUCUGUGAAGUUAAUAGGACCUGCACACAGUACUUGCUCAGAACCGCCACCAGGCUUUUUGGAGGGAACACUUAUGAUUUCCUCUCUUAUUUCAAAGAUGCCUGCCGCAUAUUCUACCAAGCAGAAAUGGAAGACCUGGACUUUGUCAGAGCUAUGAAGGAGUCCGUGAAGCACAUAAACACCUGGGUAGCUGAAAAGACAGAAGGUAAAAUUAGAGACUUGCUCUCUGCAAAUUCAGUUGACCCCAUGACUCGUCUGGUUCUCGUGAAUGCCAUCUACUUCAAAGGAAACUGGGCUAAACCGUUUAACAAAGAGCACACCGUGGAAAGGCCAUUCCACAUCACCAAGUGGCGGUCCAUGCCGCGGGUGUUCCGUCUUGUAUCACACAUCCCCCAGGGCAGCUUCCAGGUCUCUGGGCCUCCUAGAACUCCCGAGAUCCGGGUCAAACUCGAGACCGUGGCUAUGAAGCUCCGUGGGCUGGAUCCUAACGUCCGUCCCCAUCCCGUCAGUAGCUACCAGCACAGACGCCUUUCUCUGCAGGGCCGUCCAGAAGCCUCCUAG